AGAAACCAAAUGCAAAAUAUGCAAAUCAAAUGAAAUUUUGAAUGCGGAAGAAACUUGUUCGACACUGAAUGGGGUUAUAACAACAAACAACAAAGUUCCUCUCGUUUGUGAGCCCUCGUAUUAUUUAAUUAACAACACAUGUAAACUAUGUAAUGAGACUUUUGGUAAUCUGUGUCAAAAAUGCACAAUAAACAGUUGUGUAUCUUGUGGAUUAACAGGAGUAGUUAAUACUGAUGGAUUGUGUUUAUCACCCGAUUUCAGUGAGUGUACAGAAAGUUUUAAUACGUAUUGUAGUGGCUGUUCAGACAAAUCCGAUUUCAUCAAAAACAAUGUUUGCAUUCAAAAUAUCAACAAUUGUGAUGUUACAAAUUUGAAUGGCAAAUGUGUGAAUUGUGUGAAAGGGUUUUAUCUUGAUUAUAAUACACAGAUGUGUGUCUCAACACCACAAACAGUGAACGAUUGUAAGACUUUGUAUUUCAAAGGCGAUCGUUGUGUUCGGUGCAAAUCGACGUUUUAUCUUACUGAAAACCACGCAUGUUUAAAAUGUUCUGAAAAAUGUUUAACGUGCAUUUCCAAUACAAAUUGCAUAUUAUGUGACAACAAUUUGAUAGUCAAGAAUGGGUUUUGUGUUUCAGGAUCUGAUGUGUCAGACAACUGCAACAAAGUGGUGACAGGCACUUCGAUAUGUGCUCUCUGUGUAUCGAAAACGUUCAGAAACGAAGAUGGAAAAUGUGAAAAUUGCAUGGAGAAUUGUGUUGAAUGUCGAAAUAUCAAAACAUGUACAUUCUGUGAGUCGAACCACUUUUUACUUACAAAUUCAAGUGCUUGUAUUUCGUACGAUAAUCUGAUAAAUUGUGAAGACAAAAGUGUUCGUGGGUGUUUAAAGUGUUCCUUUGGCUAUUUCGUUGAAAAUCAAUUUUGUUCUUCCUGUGACUCCAAAACGACAAAUUGUGGUAUUUGCAAUUUUGUCGGGAAGUGCACAUCGUGUUUAAACGACUUUAUUUUAAAUGAAUCAUCUGAAUGUGUAUCAAAGAGUCAAGUGGAUAAUUGUAUUAAAGUCUCGGAUUCAAAGUGUACCAAAUGUACUUUUUGGCAUGUUCCAGACUACACAAAGACGAAAUGUAUUGCCCAAGCUGUAUGGUGGGUCAUUCUCUUAUGUGUUUUGUUUAUAAUAAGUAUCUUUGUUAUUAUUAUCGCUAUGUCUAUCUACUUUUUCAUUGCGAUUUUGAACCACCACAAGACAGAAAAAAUGCGAGAGAAGUGUUGUUUAUUUGAUAUAAAGAAAACGAACAUCGAAUUUGUCAAAACUGAUAUUGUUGAUAUCGUAGUCAACAAGAAAUGUAUCGAAUUCUGUGGAAAGACAGAAGGGAUAACUAAAAUACCAGUUGCUAUUGAAAGCCGCGAGUUGAUUUGUGUUGGAAAUGUCGGUAAAAAUGUUAUUAAAGUGCAAUUCAGUCUAAAAGAUAAUUGCACAAAAUACUCCAUUCGUACUGAACCAAAAAUCAUGACAAUUCCAAAAGGAAAAGCAAUCGAAUUUGAAGUCUUCUUAACACCAAAUUACUCGUGUAUAAUAGAAGACAAAAUUGUAUUGGUCUCUGCUAAUCUAAAGAAGGGAGAAACGUCACAAAUUUACAUAGAAACAAAAGCUGAGACGGAGAUGUCAACUCGAUUAGACCCAGACGAAUUGUUUGAAGAGAAACUUUUAGGCGAAGGUUCAUUUGGUGUUGUUUACAAAGGGAAAUUCCGAGGUAAUGAAGUUGCAAUUAAAAAGAUGAAAGAGUUUGGAAAUGACAAAACAAAAAGUAAUGAGUUUGAAAAAGAAGUCUUAAUGUUAGACAAAUUUCGCAGUGAAUAUGUUGUCCACUUCUAUGGUGCUGUAUUUAUACCAAAUAAGAUUUGUAUGGUCACUGAAUUUGCACAAUAUGGAAGUUUGAACGACUUGAUAAAGAACAGAAGUAAAAUAACAAUCCAAAAAGGAGUUAAAAUUAAGUUUAUGAAGGAUAUGGCAAAUGGGUUGCUCUACUUACACACAAAUGGCAUUGUACAUAGAGAUGUCAAACCAGACAAUUUGCUUGUGUUUUCACUUGGUCUCGACGACAAAGUUAAUGCUAAAUUGACUGAUUUUGGAAGUGCAAGAAAUAUCAACUUGUUGAUGACUAACAUGACUUUCACUAAAGGAAUUGGUACACCUGUAUAUAUGGCUCCUGAAGUGCUAAAACAAGAAAAAUACAAGAAAAGCGCCGAUAUUUAUUCAUUUGGAAUAACUUUGUACGAAACGUUCAAAUGGGGAGAAGCGUACGAAAAAGAAAAGUUUAAGUUUCCAUGGAAAAUUGCAGAAUUUGUGAUUUCUGGAAAAAGACUUGAAAAGAAGGAAAUAAUGUGUGAAAAACAUUUUAAAUUAGUACAAAAUUGUUGGAGCCAAAGACCAGAGGAUAGGCCUAAUAUCGAUGAAGUUGUCAACAAUUUAAAAGCUUUUUAA
This is a messenger RNA of Entamoeba invadens IP1, 2479 nucleotides long. RefSeq names its product fibroblast growth factor receptor 1 precursor, putative. Gene Ontology annotation, molecular function: ATP binding; protein kinase activity. The record is from RefSeq and is a predicted model, not a curated record. NCBI's taxonomy places the organism in Eukaryota, Evosea, Mastigamoebida, Endamoebidae. The annotation marks the transcript as partial. The transcript has a single exon. Gene Ontology annotation, biological process: protein phosphorylation.